AUCAGUUACGAUUAAGAUAUGGUGUCGACAGAAGUCCUGGUUAUCCUUGUAAUAGUUUUAGGGUGCACUUCCCCCACCCAGGGAAGGGCGGCAUCAUCCCUAGACGAGGCAGAUGCCGAUUUCUGGAAUACCAUGGCUCAGAAUGACCUGAAAGAUGCCUUAAAAAUGAAACCAAAUUUAAACGUAGCAAAAAACGUGAUCCUGUUUCUGGGUGAUGGGAUGGGCGUUUCCACAGUGACGGCGGGUAGGAUUCUCAAAGGUCAGGUCAACGGUGAAAGAGGUGAAGAAGAGAGUUUGACCUUUGACACUUUUCCGUAUUCGGCAUUGAUCAAGACAUAUAAUGUGAACCAGCAAACCCCAGACUCUGCGGGGACCGCCACAGCCUUCUUAGGUGGGGUCAAGACCAACGCCGGUGUGGUAGGAUUUACCUCCCGUGUUACCCGAGGCAACUGUUCCCUGUCAACGGAAGAGAACAAGGUGGACUCCAUACUGGACUGGUCUUUACGUGAAGGCAAGUCUGUGGGUUUGGUCACGACAGCUCGGAUAACACACGCCACCCCGGCCGCAGCGUACGCUCACAGCGCUGAACGUAACUGGGAGAGCGACGUUCAUUUGUCUAACGUUACCGAGGGAUGCAAAGACAUCGCUGAUCAGCUCAUCACGGACAACCGUGACAUUCAGGUUUUGUUUGGAGGUGGAAGAAGGGCAUUCGUUCCGCUAGGCAGUGUCGCCCCAGAAGACACCAAAAACAACAGAAAAGAUGGUCGAAAUCUGAUAGCUGAGUGGACUGAGGACAAAAUAAGUCGUGGUAAAAGCCAUGUAGUUGUUAAUAACACCCAACACCUGAAAGAAGUGGACCCAAAUGCAGUGGAUUACGUCCUAGGGCUGUUCAGCAAUAGCCACAUGGACUAUGAAGUCAGCCGAGAUAAAUCUCCCACUGGACAACCUUCACUGGCCGAAAUGACUGAAUUGGCAAUAAAGGUGCUGCAAAAAAACGAAAAAGGAUUCUUCUUGCUUGUGGAAGGAGGGCGGAUUGAUCAUGGCCAUCACGCAAGCAGAGCUGCAGCGGCCUUACACGAGGUGCUUACAUUUGACGCUGCCAUAGAGACCGCCCUGGGAUUGACCAAUCCCGAGGACACUCUUAUAGUCUCCACGGCAGAUCACUCGCACGUGUUUGUGAUUGGUGGAUACCAGGAACGUGGCAACAAUAUUUUGGGUUUGGUGAAUGAAAAUCUUAGCGAAACCACUGACGGGAAACCGAUGACGACCUUGCUAUAUGGGAAUGGUCCUGGCUAUUCCGUCCCUCGUCCCGAUCUCACAGGUGUCGACACAACCGACAAGGACUACAAACAACAGAGUGCAGUUGGCAAGUCGUCGGAGACUCACGGCGGAGAGGAUGUCUCAGUUCACGCGAUUGGUCCAAUGUCACACCUCUUCCACGGUGUUCGUGAACAGAACUUCAUUGCGCAUGUGAUGGCGUAUGCUUCCUGUGUCGGUCAAAACAAGGAUCACUGCAAUUCCGGAAAUCAGUUGUCAAGUGUCUGCGUUUCCUUCUUUCCACUCAUAUUAACGAUUUUGCAGCGUUGGUUUUGAUAAUGCUUUUUAUAGUGGAAUAACUAAAGUGUAGCUAUUUUCUCUUAGCCGGUGGCUGAAAACAAAAUCUAAGAUAUUGUAAUAACAAAAUGAUGAAGGUGAGGAGAAGACUGAAGAUCAAAUUGAAAACAGAGAAGAACUUGUUUGUAUCUCCUUUAUAAUACACCGGAAACGUUUAUGAUAUGUAACGAGGGGGGGUAACUCUGAAGGCGAUGCAAGGAAAAAUGUUCGAUUGUUUCAUUUUUUUUCUACCAGGAAACGCUUGCAUGUGACCUCCGUAGCUUCAUGUGGUCUUAGCUAUAUAUCAUAGUAUUUUUCUGGAUUCACCACUGGAAAUGCUACGAAAAGUGCAUAAAUCUCUAUAAUACAAUGCCUUAUAUAAGCAUGUUGCACACAUAAACCCACGAGUCUUUUACAGAAAGACCAUGAGUGUGGGCCUUGUAUGUACAUGUAUUUUCCUUUCAACGUUUCCUUUGAACUAUGAAUUUUUUGUGUCUUAAUGGUUGCGUUAUCUAGCGUUACACCCAGAUAUUUCAAUUGUAUCACUGAAAGACGGCGUGUCUUACAGGACGUGGGUCCGAGUUUGAAGUUUGCAUCUUAGCAACAUUUCUCCUUGAAUAAAUUUGUCGGUCGUUAAUAACCAUU
Messenger RNA from Liolophura sinensis, 2238 nucleotides. Its product is annotated as alkaline phosphatase, tissue-nonspecific isozyme-like. The record is from RefSeq and is a predicted model, not a curated record. The transcript has 10 exons. Gene Ontology annotation, biological process: dephosphorylation. Lineage: Eukaryota; Metazoa; Mollusca; Polyplacophora; Chitonida; Chitonidae. Bases 19 to 1593 code for a protein of 524 amino acids. Gene Ontology annotation, molecular function: alkaline phosphatase activity.